Messenger RNA from Lagopus leucura (white-tailed ptarmigan), 528 nucleotides. RefSeq names its product adaptor related protein complex 2 subunit sigma 1 (gene AP2S1). The record is from RefSeq and is a predicted model, not a curated record. Gene Ontology annotation, molecular function: clathrin-cargo adaptor activity. NCBI's taxonomy places the organism in Eukaryota, Metazoa, Chordata, Aves, Galliformes, Phasianidae. Gene Ontology annotation, biological process: clathrin-dependent endocytosis; intracellular protein transport. The transcript is spliced from 3 exons. The annotation marks the transcript as partial. Gene Ontology annotation, cellular component: membrane coat; intracellular membrane-bounded organelle; AP-2 adaptor complex.
GGGAACCCCAUCCCCACUUCUUUAUGGGGUCAAGGAGCACUGAAGAGGGCAAUCUUACAGGGUAAGGAACUGGGGGACCCUCAACCCCCCCCCAAACCCCCUGCAGGGUCAGCGGGGGGCAGACAGGGGGCACAACUCCCCCUUGUUGACCCCAAAUGCCCUAUUUUGGGGUCUGGGGGGGCGCAGAUCCGCUUCAUCCUGAUCCAGAACCGCGCGGGGAAGACGCGCCUGGCCAAGUGGUACAUGCAGUUCGACGACGACGAGAAGCAGAAGCUCAUCGAGGAGGUUCACGCCGUCGUCACCGUGCGCGAUGCCAAGCACACCAACUUCGUCGAGUUCCGCAACUUUAAGAUCAUUUACCGGCGUUACGCUGGCCUUUAUUUCUGCAUCUGCGUCGACGUCACCGACAACAACCUGGCCUACCUGGAAGCCAUCCACAACUUCGUGGAGGUCCUCAAUGAGUAUUUUCACAACGUGUGCGAGCUCGAUUUGGUCUUCAAUUUCUACAAGGUGAGGAGAAGAGAGGGG